GCCACACCAGCGUGCGUGGAGUCUAGGGAUUGGCAUCGGCCUUCGGCGUCACGAUCGGUUUAUCAUCAGCAUCCAAGGGAGAGAAAUAAGCAUGGGCGACUUGGACUCAAGAGGUCCGUAGGAGUUAUUGUUAUUUGACUUGUGGUGUAUCGCAACACAUACAACCACACUGGCAUUCAUGCAGGCGGCUUGCGGUGCAAGAGAAUAUACACACAGUGGUGCAGUCUUUCCAAACAAUCAGUCCAACCACCUUUGUGUAUCUACGGCAGCCCUCACACGCGGCGAAAGGAAUUCAACCCCGGAUCGUUUGACAUUAUAUGGCAGAGGACUAUACAUACAUAUUCGGGGAAAAUGUUUUUGUUUUCUUUUUUCUUUUGCAUUCUUGCAUGAACUGUCUUGUCGUGGGCAUUCGUUUUGGUUAGGAUUAUAUCCUCUUGGCGCCAUGUUAUAUUUAUACCCCUUCUUCAUCGCUUCUUUGAACGAGUUGCGACAAAUCUUCCAUUCAUCCGACAACGACAAACACAUCUGCUUAUCUUCUCGGUAUGACACCGCGAACAACAUGAAAAACCACGAGCAACCCCAGCCGGGUACCACCGAACCGAAACAAACCCCGACAAAACCUUUGUGGAAGGCAUGACGUUGGCAUAUGGUGGUGGAGUUCAUGUUCCCCAGGAUGAAAGGGACCACACUCUAUACUAGAUAUUCUAUUUCUUUUUGCUGCUUACUUUUCUCAUGUAACUCAUGGUUCCCUUUGCCUCGUCUGAUGUGCAACCAUUACUUCCAGAAAUGCGCAUUUCAAAACAGCAAGAGUGAGAGAUGGGCAGCAGAUGAGGGACGAAGCCAGAGUCUUUUGGAGGCCUGCAAUGACUGCGAUUCAAUCCAUCAGAAGCGUGAAUGGGAGAG
Neurospora hispaniola is the source of this 903-nucleotide messenger RNA. RefSeq lists its product as uncharacterized. The transcript has 2 exons. Lineage: Eukaryota; Fungi; Ascomycota; Sordariomycetes; Sordariales; Sordariaceae. Bases 179 to 637 code for a protein of 152 amino acids. The record is from RefSeq and is a predicted model, not a curated record.